This is a messenger RNA of Molossus molossus (Pallas's mastiff bat), 1573 nucleotides long. Its product is annotated as UBX domain-containing protein 4-like. Lineage: Eukaryota; Metazoa; Chordata; Mammalia; Chiroptera; Molossidae. Gene Ontology annotation, molecular function: protein binding. The record is from RefSeq and is a predicted model, not a curated record.
AUGCUGUGGUUCCAGGGCGCCAUUCCAGUCGCCAUCGCGUGGGCCAAGAGGAGCGGCGCGGUCUUCGUGGUGUUGGUGGCAGGUGAUGAUGAGCAGUCUACACUGAUGGCUGCAAGUUGGGAAGAUGAGAAAGUGACAGAAGCAACUUCAAACAGUUUUGUUGCUAUUAAAGUCGAUACCAAAAGUGAAGCCUGUUUACAAUUUUCACAAAUCUAUCCUGUAGUGUGUGUUCCAUCUAGUUUCUUUAUUGGAGACAGUGGAAUUCCCUUGGAAGUAAUAGCAGGAAGUGUUUCUGCAGAUGAACUUGUUACCAGAAUUCACAAAGUCCGGCAGAUGCACUCAUUAAAAGGUGAAACUUCAGUGGCAAAUGGCAACCAGUCAGAAAGUUCAGUCUCUACUCCAUCCACCUCAUCUGAACCUAACACUUCUGAAAACUCUCAGUGAAACGCAGAGAUUUGUGAGACACCACCCAUUUCUGAUACAAAGUCAGAUUCUGCAGCAGGAGGAGAACGAUCAGGCCAUGCCACUUUGUCUCAGGAGCCUAGUGGGUGUUCAAAUCAGAGACCUGUGGAGGACCUCACUGUCAGAGUGGAAAGACUAACCAAAAAACUUGAAGAAAGGAGAGAAGAGAAAAGGAAAGAGGAAGAACAGAGAGAGAAUAAGAAAGAAAUUGAGAGGAGAAAAACUGGAAAAGAAACGUUGGAUUAUAAAAGAAAGCAAGAAGAGGAAUUAACGAAAAGGAUGUUAGAAGAAAGAAAGAGAGAAAAGGCAGAAGAUAGGGCAGCUCUAGAGCGUAUAAAACAGCAGAUUGCAUUGGAUCCUGCAGAGAGAGCAGCUCAUUUUGCAAAGACAAAGGAAGAAGUAGAAGCUGUUAAAGCCACCGCCUUUCUGGCUAAACAGGCAGAAGUGGAAGUUAAGAGGGAUGCUUCUGCAAGAGAAAGAAGCACUGUUGCAAGAAUUCAAUUUCAUCUUCCUGAUGGUUCUUCCUUUACAAAUUAGUUCCCUUCUGAUGCUCCUCUAGAAGAGGCAAGGCAGUUUGCUGCACAGACUGUUGGCAACACUUAUGGUAAUUUUUCAUUAGCAACCAUGUUUCCCAGGAGAGAAUUUACCAAAGAAGAUUAUAAAAAUAAAUUAUUGGAUUUGGAACUUGCCCCAAGUACUUCCGUAGUACUCUUACCAGCAAAAAGACCAACUACAUCUAUGGUACAUUCUUCCAGUGGAGAUUUUUGGACAUUGUUGGGGACAGUACUUUACCCAUUCCUUGCCAUCUGGAGAUUGGUUAGCAACUUCUUAUUUAGUAAUCCUCCUCCUGCACAGACCUCAGUGAGAGCAGCGUCUUCAGAAUCCUCAAACUUUGCAUCGUCUAGCACUUCAGAAAAAAGGGAACCUGUCAGAAAAAGAGUGCUGGAGAAACGGGGGGAAGACUUUAAAAAGGAGAGGAAGAUAUAUAGAUUGAGGACUCAAGAUGAUGGUGAAGAUGAAAACAACACUUGGAAUGGAAAUUCUACUCAACAAAUGUAGUGUGACAAGUACAUUAUGUGCAAUAAUCAUUGUUUCUUUUAUGAUUUAAUUC